Molecule: messenger RNA, 1026 nt
Organism: Purpureocillium takamizusanense
Lineage: Eukaryota; Fungi; Ascomycota; Sordariomycetes; Hypocreales; Ophiocordycipitaceae
Exons: 1
Coding region: 1-1026 (341 amino acids)
Source: RefSeq, a predicted model, not a curated record
AUGUCUCCCUCCACAGCAUACUCGUCCACGCCACCCAAAAUCACCCCCGCCUCGCGCGAGGGCGACGCCAACUACAAGGCGCCCAUCUUCCCCAUCGGCCCCUUCACCAAGUACCAGCACAACCCGCUCCUCGUGCCCAACCCCAGCAACGAGUUCGAGUCGGGCUACAUCUACAACGCCGCCGCCAUCGUCCUCGACGACACCGUCUUCCUCCUCUACCGCGCGCAGAACCCCCAGCUCAAGUCGAGCGUCGGCCUCGCCUGGUCCACCGAUGGCUUCAACUUCACCCGCCUCGACCGGCCCGUGCUCGAGGCCAGCGAGCCCUGGAAGGCCGGCGGCGGCGUCGAGGACCCCCGCAUCGCCCGCUUCGACGGCGUCUUCUACAUGACCUACACGUCCUGGGACUUCAAGACCCCCCGCCUGUGCCUCGCCACCUCCACGGACCUGGUGCACUGGGAGAAGCGCCCGCCCCUGUUCCCGGACAUGAAGGACGUCGAGAGAAACUGCGACGGGCGCACCCUCUUCCGCGAGGGCCAUUCCAAGUCGGGUGCCAUCUUCCCCGAGAAGAACGCCGAGGGCCGCUACGUCAUGAUCUUUGGCGACUCGUACCUCUACCUCGCCGAGAGCGACGACCUGCUCAACUGGACUGCCAAGCCCUUCAGCGAGCACUUUGCAGAGUCCGUCCUCCCGUGGGAGAGCCGCCUGCUCGAGCCCGGCCCAGCCCCUGUCAAGACCCGCGACGGCAAGUGGAUUCUCGUCUACAAUGCCGCCACCCUUGGAACGGCGCGCUACCGCAACAACCAGUAUUCCAUCAGCCAGAUGCUCAUCGACUACCAGCAUCUGGAAAAUGGUCCGGUCGCGCGCCUGGAUCAGCCGUCGGUGGUGGUGUCGGCUCAAAACGAGCGCGAGGGCCUGGUAAACGAGGUUGUUUUCACCGAGGGCAUGGUGCAGUUCAAGGGGCAGUGGUUCAUGUACUUUGGGCAGGCGGACAGCGAGCUGGGUGUAGCAACAGCGCCCGUAAACUGA